CCUCCCACACACUUGCUUUUGGGUGGAGACUGUGUAGGUGAGGCCUGCUUGCAUGGUCUCUCUUAGCUCCAGGUCAGGGAUGGGUGUACAGGUUCUGGCAAGCAAAAUUUGGAAAAAGUUGACGUAGUAGAAACAAAGUUUUGAGGUUAUGGAUGGGAGAGGUACUGGGAUAAGGGCACUGUUAACCUCCAGGUCACCAGGGAUAUUCUUUCCAAGUCUGUGGUAGUGACCAAAAGUCAGUGCUCUCUGAUUGCUGUUCAGUAGCCUAGGUGAAAUGAAGUUGCAUCUAAGCCAGAUCUUUGUUAUCAACAUUAGCCAAUAUAAUAAUGUUAGUUAUGGGUGUGGUGUGUGUAGACAGUUCUGUGCCAGAAGAAGUCCUAGUACAGAUGCAUUAGGAGUGCUUCAGCCUGGCAUAGUGUAUUUCUGCUCCAGGGGCCAACAGAAGCUAUCUGGGCCAAAACACUUGCUUUACUGGUUUAAGCUGUGCUUUCAUUAGCCAGGCUCGCUACUCUAGCUGUAUUGCAAGCCUCCUUGAAUGUGGGUCUUGCCUUUGCUUAGGCUGGGGAUAUCUGGUCACAUUGGACAACUGUGAUUUAUUUUUCUUGGUUGUCUUAGUCAAGGGACCAAGUACAGAAUGAGCUGAAGGGGCUGUACCCAUCACAUGGUCCUCUGAAGUAAGGAAGGAUGGCAAGAUAAUGUGUAAGGGUGGAUGGAAAUUGCUCUGCUCGUUUCCAUUCAAUAGCUUGCUAUAGGACUAGAGAGAAGUUUAAUUUCCUGGGCUUUCAAGCCAAUUCCUUACACCAUUGUUUGGUUGAUUAGAUAUCAACUUUAUGAGAGCAGGGAGGGGGGAAGAUCAGAAUUGCCUUGAUUUCCCUGUAAUGUUACAGGUUUUGUUUGAAUUCUUUCAGCAAAACACUUUCCUUGAAUGUUGAAUGCUUUGAUUUUUCUGUUGUUCUGGUUUACCUGGUGGACUACCCCAGGUACCUCAGCAGGGAGCUGAGGAGGGAGGUUAGAAAUCAAGCACAGGUUUAAGUGAGGGCAGAUGAAAUAUUAAGAACAAUCUGUCCCAUACGCCCAAUCUGGUGACCAGGUCAGGUGCUGAAAACACUGGGUUCGUUCUUUUUUUUCCUUUUCCAUUUUCCUUCCUUUUCUCUCUGACCUGGACAUUAUUUUGAGCUUAUAUGAGGCAAUAAGCACAAUGCAGCAAAAGUUCCAAUUAAAACUCAAGGCUUUGGUCAUGUCUGGAAGGUGGGCAGCAUGUUUAAGAUGAGCUUCAAAAGCCUCAAGUGAAUACAACAGACAGCUUAAAAGUAAGAAAAUACUUAUUUGCUGUGUUAUUGGAGGCAUACAAUGCAACUCAUGCCUAUUCAGCUGGGCAGAGGGCUUUCUUUUCCAUUGUACUGAGGUGCUGCCCUCUGUGGACUCGCUACUGAAUUCCACCCCAGAGAUCUCAGUGAUGCCUGAUCCUAUUAGGAUAGUUUUGGUAUCACUUCAGUUUAUACAAUCCUUUGGAAUGAAUGCUGUCAUGUAAGUGCAAGUUACUGUAUUUCAGCAACUUCAUAGUUUAGAUGAAUUCAAUCACUUUGUUGUUACAGCAGUGUAUCUUUUCCUAUCAGAUUUUGAUCUGGUCUUAGAGACUCAAUCUGUCAUUUUCAGAGGACUCGUGCAAGAAUUUAGUUAUUGCCAUCUAAAAAUUGCUAUUUGUGUUUUAUUAGGUCAUUGCAAUAGUCUAAUUGGUGAUGCUGGAUCCUUCCAUACAGUUUCUAAAGUCUUGGUUAGUUUUAGGCUUGAUUCAAACUUCUUUCAGAAGUGGUUGGUUCGGGGGGGGAAAAGUGAUUAUCUGAUCUGAAAGCUGCGCGCUCCCACACAUACACCCACACACACAUACUCUCUCUCUCUGUCUUCAGGGAGGAGAUAACGCAAUCUCUUAAAUGUAGUGUAUACCAGGUGCAGGUUGCCGCCUCCAUUACAGAUCUGAACAUGAGCAUACGUGCAAAACACUCAGCUGGUUAAUUUCUUUCAUCACUCAUGUAAGCUAUAUAAAGUCCUUCCUAGUAGCUGAGUUUGCCAGCACUGUAAGUUACCAGUGUGAAAAUUCAGCUGAUCUCUCUUCACAAAAUGUACUUUUUUUCUGUAUCUUCCCUGUGCACAUGUAAUCAGAAAGGUUAGUAUGACACCCUUCCCUCCCCCCUUUUCAAAGGUCACAGAGUGUUUGAGGUUUGUUUUUAGAGACUGUUCCUGGCACCUUGUGCCCAUGCUGGACCGAGAGCGCCUGCUUGGAUCCCUGCCAUUACCUGAUUUAAAUCAGUCUGCUCAGUGUCAAAAGACUAGAGGGAGACACCAGCACAAGGAGCCACUGCUGGCAAGGGAGCUCUUUCGAAAAGAAAAAUAGACUCUAGAACGACGAAUGGAGUUCCCUAACCUGGAGCCACACGUGCCUGGGGCAAACUGUUCUCCAGUACCAAGAGACCCAGGGUGGACUAAGGUAGUGUCUCUGUUGACCAUGGGACCCAAGACCAUUGUUCCUCGGGCACGGACGUUUACAGGAUGGAGGAACAUUCAGAAAGCGAAGCUCAUGGAUUUCACCAGCACUGUCAUCAUCCCACUGCUUAUUGGCAGUGUGGGUAUCUUUGGCCUCUUCAGGCUGCUGCAGCGCAUGCGAAUGCGAGCCUAUCUGCAGGACGCGGUGGUGGUGAUCACAGGGGCUACGUCUGGCCUGGGGAAAGAGUGUGCCAAGGCUUUCCACAUAGCUGGCUCCAAGCUCGUGCUCUGUGGCAGAAACAGCGAGAGACUCCAGGACCUGGUGCGGGAGCUUUCUGCUAUGACCAACCACCCAAAGAACGUGCACAAACCUUACACCGUGGUCUUUGACCUGGCUGACACUAACACCGUUUUAAGUGCUGCUGAAGAGAUCUUGAAGCAUCUGGGUCAUGUGGACAUACUGAUCAACAAUGCGGGCAUCAGUUACCGAGGCACGAUCCUGGACACGGGGGUGGACGUGGACAAAAAAGUGAUGGAAACCAACUACUUUGGGCCUGUUGCGUUCACAAAAGCACUUCUACCCUCCAUGAUCAAAAGAAGACAAGGCCACAUUGUGGCAAUCAGCAGUGUUCAAGGCAAAAUAAGCAUUCCUUUCAGAUCAGCAUAUGCAGCCUCUAAGCACGCCACGCAGGCCUUUUUCGAUUGUCUACGAGCAGAGGUGGAGCAGUUUGAAAUCGAUGUGACUGUUGUGAGCCCUGGCUACAUCCAGACUAAUCUCUCUCUCAAUGCCAUCACAGCAGAUGGAUCUCAGUAUGGAGUGAUGGACAAGAACACCCUGGAGGGCCAAACGGCUUCAGAGGUGGCUCAAGUGGUUCUUUAUGCAGUGGGACAGAAGAAGAAGGAAGUGCUAGUUGCUGGUUUAAUGCCCUCUCUGGCUGUCUACCUGCGAACGCUCGUCCCCAAGCUCUUCUUCACUUUUAUGGCAUCUAGGGCAAGAAAGGAAAGGAAAGCAAAGGCCUCGUAG
Molecule: messenger RNA, 3505 nt
Organism: Alligator sinensis (Chinese alligator)
Lineage: Eukaryota; Metazoa; Chordata; Crocodylia; Alligatoridae
Gene: DHRS7B
Product: dehydrogenase/reductase 7B
Exons: 8
Coding region: 2408-3505 (365 amino acids)
Cellular component (GO): membrane
Molecular function (GO): oxidoreductase activity
Source: RefSeq, a predicted model, not a curated record